AUGUCUUAUCGCGGAGGCGGUGGUGGUAUCACCGGAACUAACAACAUCCCCCUUGGGAACCGCCGUCGCUUUGGCGGUGACGGUGGCAGCGAGUCUCCCGCCCCAGCUUCAGCCCAGCAGGAACCGCGGGAGCGGGAGCGCGAGAGAGAGCGAGAGUACUCCCCCCGGGACCCUGGGACCGGAUUGGUAGAUCUCAAACGUGGGAGGUCGCCUGUUCGAGCCGACCCUGACGGCCCAAAGAAGCGCAAGAAGAAGAACAGAUGGGGCGACCAAACGGAUAACAAGGCGGCGGGAUUGAUGGGAUUGCCCACCGCCAUCUUUGCUACUAUGACUAAUGAGCAGCUCGAGGCUUAUGCGUUGCACUUGCGUAUUGAGGAAAUCUCACAGAAGCUUCGGAUUAACGAUGUUGUCCCCGCAGAUGGUGAUCGGUCGCCUUCACCGCCGCCGCAGUACGACAACUUUGGUCGUCGUGUCAACACAAGGGAAUACCGGUACCGCAAACGGUUGGAGGACGAGCGUCACAAGUUGGUCGACAAGGCCAUGAAAGCCAUCCCAAACUAUCACCCACCAAGUGACUACAGAAGACCCACAAAGACUCAAGAGAAGAUUUAUGUGCCGGUUAAUGAUUAUCCAGAAAUUAACUUUAUUGGUCUCCUAAUUGGGCCUCGUGGCAACACCCUGAAGAAAAUGGAAACUGAAUCCGGCGCCAAAAUCGCCAUCCGUGGGAAGGGAUCCGUCAAGGAAGGAAAGGGCCGCUCCGACGCUGCUCACACCUCUAACCAAGAAGAAGAUCUUCAUUGUUUGAUUAUGGCCGAUACUGAAGACAAGGUUAACAAAGCCAAGAAGUUGAUUAAUACUAUUAUUGAAACGGCUGCAUCGAUUCCUGAGGGGCAAAAUGAGCUCAAGCGUAACCAGCUUAGAGAGCUUGCAGCACUCAACGGAACUUUGCGAGACGAUGAGAACCAAGCCUGUCAGAACUGUGGUCAAAUCGGUCAUCGUAAAUACGACUGCCCCGAACAAAGGAAUUUCACUGCAAAUAUCAUCUGUAGAGUUUGUGGGAAUGCUGGGCAUAUGGCCAGGGAUUGUCCCGACCGCCAGAGAGGCGCGAAUUGGCGCAAUGAUGACCGUAGACCCGGUGCCCCAGGCCAAGGAGGAAGGCCUGGAGCUGCAGGCUUGGGACAGGGAGAUGCUGUUGACAGAGAGUACGAGCAACUUAUGCAAGAACUCUCGGGUGGAGCACCUGCUGCAAUCGGAGGUUCCGCUCAACAAGGCCGCAUCGAAGCUGGUCCAACCGGCUCCGAUGGUGGCUACGGUGGCCGCGAUAGUUACAGCGGUCAAGGAGGAUAUGGAGGUCAAAGCCAGCCGGAAGAGCUGGGUCCAGAUGGCCGCGCUCUCAAGCCUUGGCAACGUGGUCCUACUGGUGGUCCUGCACCAUGGCAGAUGGGCCGUGGAGGUGGUGGCGGCGGUGGCGGUCGUGGUGGACAUGGUGGUCCCGAAGGACACGCGCCUCCGCCCAACGCACCUUCAGGGCCCAGCAGCCUUCCGCCUUGGCAACAAGGCGGUCAUGGACCUCCAACUGGACCCUCUGGUGGGGCUGCACCAUGGGCUGCACCUCACCAUGGCGGCAUCCCCCCUCCUCCUUCGACCUCUGCAGCUCCUCCAUGGGCUUCUGGUGCCCCCGGUGCAGCUCCUGGGAUGAGCUAUGGAUCUGGGGCAUAUGGUGCUCCUCCUGGUGCAUACGGGGCUCCCCCACCUCCCCCACCCUCCUCUUAUGUCUCGAUCCCACCACCGCCUCCUGGCAACCCGCCGCCCCCACCCCCAUCUUCUCUCGCACCACCACCUCCCCCACCUCCCCCUCCGCCGCCACCACCUCCAUCAAACGACCAGCCUCCCCCACCGCCGCCCCCGCCUCACUACCGUUAA
This is a messenger RNA of Morchella importuna, 1923 nucleotides long. RefSeq lists its product as uncharacterized. Gene Ontology annotation, molecular function: mRNA binding; zinc ion binding. The transcript is spliced from 8 exons. Gene Ontology annotation, cellular component: nucleus. Gene Ontology annotation, biological process: regulation of mRNA splicing, via spliceosome. Bases 1 to 1923 code for a protein of 640 amino acids. Lineage: Eukaryota; Fungi; Ascomycota; Pezizomycetes; Pezizales; Morchellaceae. The record is from RefSeq and is a predicted model, not a curated record.